CCUGAAUUCAUCACCCUCGUUUGAAAUUCUUACUGCAGGAUCGUCGAAAACGAACGAUUCACCCCCUGCCGCUGUCGAAGGGAAUCGGCCAUUCGCUAAUAAUCUGCGAUACAAUUUUUUGAAAUUGUACAAUUAUAGGAUAUCUCUGCCCCCUGGGUCUCUUCUCUUCCUUUAAUGAAUUCAAAGUUAUUCGAUUCUCUAGGAGCGUGAUUUGCCUAAUGUCUUCCACUCGAACGACGGUGAGUGGGUCUUAUUAUUAUUCUACUCUAUAUUUGGAGACUUUGUAAUGGAAACGCUAACUUCUUAAAACUUUCAUUGAUAUCGUUAUAACGAAAAGCUAUUUCUGGCAAUGUGCCGGAAUUGCAUAACACACUUGGCGUUGUAAACGGAGCCGUUAACUCCCGCCACCUUUAUCCUCUCCGGCACCCCAUUAUCGUGUACAGGUAAAAAAAAAAAGGAAAAAAAAGAAUUUUUUUGUUUUCAAAAUUUUUAAUUAGAUCCCUACCGACCAAAGUUUCACCCCAAAAUAUCGUUUACAAUAAUCUCAUUGACGAUGAUAAUGAUAUUAUGUGGAUACCGUGCGGAAGCAGAUGCAACACGCGUAACAUCAGCCCAUCAAAGAUAAGGGAUAGAAGAAAAAUUUAAUUAGAUUUUGUGCAGGCCUCGAGGUCCAACCCCUCUCAAAAAUCACAUUAAUCAUACCCGUAUACCGUGUAGUGUAGACUGCGGUGGAGGGUGGAGUCAAAAAAGAAAAAAAAAAAAAAAGAGAAAGAAAGAAAAAAAAGACCCCUUAAAAUAAUCUACCUCGAAAUGAAAUCAGUUCAGGCAAUUUCCAUUCCCUUUAGGAACGCCGGCGUCAGUCUGCGGUAUAUCUACGCUACGUCGUGCAGGAUUUUCUCUCUCUCUUCAUCCCCUAAAUAUCAUGUCGCUACUUGAUGCAACAGACAAAUGACGCACGCGAUUCAACCCCCCCCCCGGUCGUGAAGCAGCUACGGCAGCCGAAACUACACAGCUAUGUGUAAUGCAUUUGGAAUUAAAGAUCGAAAGAUAAGGAUGUCAUCCUUCGGGAUACGCGGAGUGCUUGCCAAAAGUUAUACAAAGUGUUAUCACACCGUACGAAAUUACUUGAAACGGUCGAACGAAGCGAGCUUAGAUUUUGAUUGUUCAUCCCUCAGGAUAUAUACCUCUACCGGCCAUGGGAGAUAAGUUUAUGGGUAAAAAAAACUUGGUAUUCUCUAUUUUCGGUCGGGCUCGGUCCCGCGACAUGGAAAAGUCGUUAUGGCCUCAGACGAGCGUAAUAUCAACCUAUAACCGUAGCGGGAGGUUUUUCGCGCGCGAAAAUAGAAUACAUUGAAAUCGUUUUGAAUAGCCUUGGGAAUUCAAAGUCGUUCGUUAUUACAGAUGCAAAAGAAGAAGAGGAAGCGAAAGAAGGGAAAGAAGGAGACGGUUAUGUGGGAUUUUUCGAGAAAGAAUUCUUUGUGAAACCGAAGUAACUCCCCGAGGCAGUCGCGUGUACCGGGCGUUAUGACCCGGACAUCCUCUCCGGGGUGAACAGAACUUUACUGCGGUAAUAUUUCAAAUUUUAUCGUUCGAAAAUGUUCAGAAAGACUUUAUACUAGCUUUGAAUUCGCGGAUCUUCCUUCUCUUGACAAACCGAACUAUACCGCCCGUCUUACGUAGCGAAGCUCCUGCGCUCCAAACGACGACGUAUCUUUAUCGCAAUUAUUUUCGACCACCGAGUAACGAGUCGAUGAAUUUUUUCGCCCCGAUCAAUCGUGCGACGCUUCGAAAAAAAAAAAAAAGGAGCUUUUCACAUUCUUCACUUGUCAUCGUCCUGUCAAUAUUUCGAGGUUCUACAGUUGACUCCUCCUUUUUUCUCCGCGAUGUCCUGAGGGUUGAAAAUUAAAGCCAUCCAAAUUAUCAUCGGAAAAUGGCGAGCAGAAGGAGCGUGUCUUCUUUACCAACGCCUGGCCUCGAUCCCAAACUUAAAUCCAGGGUGGACGCGCUCACCACUGAAUUCCAGUAUUACGGAGCCGCGAUCAGAAAUUUGGCCCCGGCUUUGACCAAGAUGCAGGACAGAUCGCGCGUCCUUCCCUGGGUCAAUAAACUUUUCGGGGCGGAAUACCACGUCGAGGUACUCAGAGACAAGCGUAACAGAUACCUCGCGGCGAUCACCGUUAAUUUGAUCAACGACGAAUUGCUCGGAAUUUUCGAAGAAGAUCCGCCGACAGGACCCACCAGAAAUAUGGCUACGAUGUCGGUCACGAACGCGCCUUAUUCGGAAUGGGAAUUGGACACAACGUGGAAAGAUUACAUGGACUCGCUGCCGGACGAAUACGAAGAGGUCGCGUUCGAAUAUCGAAAUACCUCGUUACCGAAUGAAAAAUCAUUAGUGAAAAUUGGUCUGAUCUUCGUGACUCAAUUCUUCGAUCAUCCCACAGAUACCUUGCACUUUUCACAAGCCUGGCGACGAGUGCGAGAAAGAGGCUAUCGAAAUGAACGACCAACUCGACAACGUGAGUCGCGGUCUAGUUUCUCAUUUUCGUCAUUGGGUGAAUUCGCGUUUUUGAUGUACCAAAUAAGACCGUACGCAGCUUUGAUGCCCUGUAGAGACGCGAGGACAAAGGUUGCCGCCUGGAUACAAACGUUGUGCAGAUUGAAGUGUAAAACUUGCGGAAAAAUGAAAGGAUUACGUAACGACUACGCUUACGCGUUGUACGGAUACGUUCACGACCUCAGGGUAGCCGGACCCUUCCAGGAUUAUCCUCAUUGGAAACGUUUAAAGUCCCUCCCCGAAGCUGCGAAAUUGGCCGCCAAACGACACCCCCUGACAUCGCCGUACAGCGAAGAAGCUGAAAAUUUCAUGUGCGUCCAGCCGACCCCUGAGGAAGGUGCUUUUUGUUACAUAGCCGUGACGGGAGAUUUUCUGAACACCGAAACGCUAUUGCCCCCCUAAAAAUUGGGCGAAAGUAUACGCCCGAUUAUUUUUUUUUUUUAUCACUUUUACGCAGAACCGAUUGCGGUUGAGAAUGCGACUAGUUAAU
Messenger RNA from Athalia rosae (coleseed sawfly), 3044 nucleotides. RefSeq lists its product as uncharacterized. The record is from RefSeq and is a predicted model, not a curated record. Bases 1931 to 2956 code for a protein of 341 amino acids. The transcript has 7 exons. NCBI's taxonomy places the organism in Eukaryota, Metazoa, Arthropoda, Insecta, Hymenoptera, Athaliidae.